Molecule: messenger RNA, 4148 nt
Organism: Pectinophora gossypiella (pink bollworm)
Lineage: Eukaryota; Metazoa; Arthropoda; Insecta; Lepidoptera; Gelechiidae
Gene: side-VII
Product: hemicentin-2
Exons: 18
Coding region: 620-3085 (821 amino acids)
Molecular function (GO): protein binding
Source: RefSeq, a predicted model, not a curated record
UAAACAAAUACGAAUUUCAUGAAUGUGUAUUGUGUAGUCUGUCUUAGUACCUAUCUAUCGCGCGCGCCGCACCCCGAUUCUAGCUCGGUCGGUAAAGUAGUUUGGUUACUACUAGUACUUACUUAUAAACAAAAUAUUUUUUUCCAUUCGACCGCCGCGCUGCCGAACGGGCACGACGUGUUCCCAAAUUAAAGCGAAAUUAUAAAUUUGUAAUAGAAUUGCGUAUAUUAAUUAAAAAGAAAAAAUAAAGUGAAUCAAAUAAAGCAAAUAUACAUUAACCAAAUAAGAAACAAUAAAUUAAGUACGUCCAGUACACUCAACAACAUCCAAAGUAAAUAAUGGAAACGUGCAGUCGUUUGAAAACCCCAAUAAACAAAUCCAUGAGACCAUGCAAACAUUACCCGACGGAAAAUAAUAAUAAUCAUGACAAAGGUUGUGUCGCCGCAUCCAGCCCGCUAGGAGGACUGCGCCACGUUGACGUGUCGAAACCAAUUAGACUACUAAAUUACAACACGACAUAACCUACAAACGUCCCACUACCGGCCACACGCCUUCCCUCAAUCAACCGGAGGGGGAAUGCAGCAUACUCCACCACGCUGCCCCACUGCGAUCAGUGCCGAUGACACAAGUGAUAGCCGUGGCGGGCGAGCCGGUGUACUUGCCGUGUGACAUCUCCACACAGGAUGAAGACGAUGCUGUGCUUCUGGUGCUCUGGUACCGGGAGGACUUGGGCACGCCCAUAUACAGUGUCGACGCCAGAGAACGAGAUUUCGGCGUAGCAGAGCGGUGGUCAGACGAGAGCGUCUUCGCGUCAAGAGCAUACUUCCUCCCUGAGAGAAGACCGGCCGAGCUGGGAGUAGACCGAGUGAGAGCCACCGACCAGGGCGUCUACAGGUGUCGUGUGGACUUCAAACAAGCCCAGACGAGGAACUCGAGGGUUAAUCUCACUGUUAUAGUACCACCGAGCAAAAUGGUGAUAACGGAUGACAAGGGGGACGUCAAACAGGCAAUAGUCGGGCCCUACGUCGAGGGGGAUUCCUUCACGCUCAAAUGUGACGUCACAGGAGGCCGCCCUCGACCCUGGGUGAAGUGGUUCAGGGACGAAGUGGAGCAGGACACGCCAGCGACCCCCCUCUCCGGCAGCGGGGUCCGGGGGGUCAUAAGAGUGGGCCCCUUGACUCGGGUUGAUGUGAGGACAACUUUCACCUGCCGCUCGUCCAAUCACAUGCGAGCGCAUCCUAUUGAAACAACGCUUACUUUGGAUAUGAAUUUUCCACCACUAACAGUGCACAUCCUGGGAUCCAACCAGCCCCUGUCAGCCAGCAGAAGAUACGACUUGCUCUGUCAAAGCUCAGGGUCUCGACCUCCUGCCUCCAUAACCUGGUGGAAGAAUGGACACAGGAUAAACAAUGCUAAAGAGACAUUAUCAACGGAUGGGAACACGACAACAUCAACGGUAUCACUGCAGUUAAACAAGAACGAUGCUGGUGCUAAGCUGGCCUGCAGGGCGUCCAACCCUCAGAUGCCUUCAGUACCAGCCUUAGAAGACGACUGGACUCUGGACAUACAAUACGUGCCUGAGACAGUAGUGCGGUUGGGAACGAACCUGGACCCGACGAACAUAAAGGAAGGCUCCGAUGUCUACUUCGACUGUAUCAUCAGGGCACACCCAUACGUCUACAAGGUCGAGUGGAGGCAUAAUGGCAAGACUCUUCUUCACAACGUGGGCCAAGGGGUGAUCAUCAGCAACCAAUCACUGGUGCUGCAAGGAGUUGGUAGAAGAACAGCUGGUAACUACACCUGUGUCGGGUUCAAUGCUGAGGGGGAUGGAGAAAGCAAGCCUUUUACUCUUGAUGUGCUGUAUGCCCCAACCUGCAGAAGUUCCCAGCAAAGAGUCCACGGGGUCGCCAAACAAGAGAGGGCACACAUCACGUGUCAUGUCGAUGCAAAUCCGCCUGACGUCACAUUCCGUUGGACGUUCAACAACACAGCCAACAGCAACGAAGUUAGCGACAAUUACGUCUCCAGAGCCGGUACCAGUUCCACUGUCACCUACACUCCUCACACUGAGAUGGACUACGGUACUCUUCUUUGCUGGGCCCACAACAGGAUAGGCAAGCAGAGGGUGCCUUGUGUGUACCAUAUUAUCGCUGCUGGACGUCCAGACCAGGUCCACAACUGCACGGUUGUGAACGCAUCGCUAACGUCGUUUGGGGUGCGAUGCGCUGAAGGCUUCAACGGAGGCAUGCCCCAAUCUUUCCUGCUGGAAGUCAGAGACAUCACCAGCCAGGAAAUCGUGGCCAAUGUAUCGAGCCCGAUCCCUCGGUUCAUGGCUGUGGGCCUCGCUCCAGGAAGGACAUAUGCUGCAGCUGUACUAGCAUACAACGCGAAGGGACGAGGAGACCCUUACCCCUUAAGAGCCAGCACCUUAAGGCCUCCAGAGAAGCAUCAUGUCCAUGAUAAGAGUUUAGACUUGCCUCGGACAGCGUUUCAAAUGUCAGGCGCCAUGUCCGCAGCAGUGGGAGGGGGAGGCGUGUUAAUGGUGGUACUGGUCCUCUUUAUGAUAGCGAUGAGGCAGCGAUGUGCCAAGAGGAAGCCCAGGUCUGCGCCCCCUCCGUCCUCUCAACCAGCUUCACCUGAUAAGCUGAGAGAAAAGGACGACAGCGAAAGCGAUGACAGGAACCCCGAUAUUAUACCUUCGGAUACUGAUCAGAUGCAGAUGGAUUACUAUCGUCAGCAGCAAGUUUCGACGAUAUCCCCCCCUCCAGGCAGUAGGGGGCCUCGAGGAAGCGUCGCUGGGGUCCGAGGGGGCCUGCCCGGAUAUUGUCCGCUGAGGACCGCGCCGCCGCCUUCACAUCCCAUGCAUGACGGAUCCGUGGGGCAUAACACGUCAUCAGGCAUCCCGCCGCCGGCGCGGUUCGCAGCGGGCUCGUGCACUCUGCCUCGGGGGUCCUCCAUGUCAGCCCCCCCGGGUGACACCCGCUGCGGGAUCCCCCUGCAGCACCUGCGCACGCUGCCCCGCCCGCUACCUGCGCCUGCGCCCGCCCCCGCGCCCCGCACCACUCCCCGCGACACCCCUCUCUGACAGACAACACAGCUUUAGGAUACGUGUAAAUAUAAAUAAGACUACGGGCACUAUUUAGUGCCCAUUUUUUAAAGGGGACUACAGUGUUAAGGUUUUUUUUAAGUGAAGAAAGGGGUGUGAGGUCAUACUGCCAUUUUUAUCGUAUGUAAACUCGUGAUGGAAACGACUUUAUCUAGACAAGAAUUGCAACUAAUUACGUGUCGAUUCGCAUUUGUUUUAUAUCCCAAUGAACCUACGGCCGUAUAAGAUAGGUCUUAUUAUUUAUUGUAGGAAAUAAAACAUAUGUUCCGAAAACACAACCUAUGUCAGUCUUAGUGACUAUAUUUUCCAAAUAAUCAUUAUAGGUAAUUGUUUAUUACUUGUCAGAAAAUAAUUAUUUUAGUAUUUUUUAAGCUACAGAAAAAAAACUCAACACCAAUUUUACCGUUUUACCGUAAUACGAGUAGGGUACAAUCGAAAUACUAUUUGAUACGAACAUGGAUUGAACAUUAAUCUAGUAAUUGUGUAAUACGCAAUGCAUCAAGUUACAAAAUCUUAUUUUAAUGACAUCAAUAAUUUGAAACAGCAAGGUAAUAAAAAAUUACAUCAAUAAUUUGAAAAAGUAAGGUAAGUAAUAAAAAUGUUUGCAAGAUUACUUUUGUUCAACGCAUUGACGUUAGCGUAUGACAAAUUGAAUAUAAAGGUAUUUCACAGACUUGUUUCGUCGUUUUCAAAGCUCAUUAAAAAGCCAAAUUUAAAAAUAGGUGAUUUUAUAACGAUUUUGACAACUGAUGCGAUUUUUUGUACUUUUCAAGUUACAAUUUUGUUUAUGAAAAUGGCUAAAUCGAUCUUUAAACAGAGUUUUAAGGUAGGUAGGAUAAAAUUUAAUAAAAAAAUUGUUUGUUUGUAAAUUAAAUGUACAUAUUGCCUAUAAUAAUCAAGUGAAUAGAAUAGUUAAAGUUUGAAAAUCGACAUUAAUAAUACGUAAAUAGUGAAGUGUUGGAAUAUCAAAUGUAUUUAUUUUUAUUAGUUUAUGUUUGGAUAAAAUUAAUAUUUAUUUUUCAUUCGUAAAUGGUUGUGACGU